GGAGAAAUCCCAAGCAGAAAGUGAACUGUGUACAGUAAUGAAACAGCUGGGAGAGAAGUAAUCUGAUAUUAAAUGAAAUAAGUGCGCCGCGGAAACAAUCCUUCAGAGGGUGAAGAGCGUGACUGACGCAGGUGUUUGCUGAGGAAAAGUUUCCAGGAAAGCAACAGGCAGAGCUGCUUCCACACAGGCUGGAUCAACCGUGACAGUGAUCUGAGCGAUGGAAAACGGUGAAGUUACGUUUAUUUCACCGGAUUGUUCUGUUUGAUUUUAACCACAUUCAUGAUUUUUUUCCCCCUUUUUUUCGAUGCUGUCUGGAAAGAAUGCAGGGCUUUUUACUUCGCUGCGUUUUUUUCUGCGCGAUGUUGCAGCGGAGCAACACGCAAAGUGCUGUACCUGCCACAGUGUUGAACUGCAGUGAAGGGGAUAUUCUGCUCUUGCUGGACUCUUCAGGAAGUCUAUCAAACUAUGAGUUCUCCCGCCUGCUGCUUUUCACUACCGAGCUGCUUCGCCCCUUCUCAUUGGGCCGUGGGCACGUAAGAGUUGGGCUGCUGCAGGUGGGCACCAAACCAAACCUGGAGUUCAGCCUGGAUGUCCACAAGAGUCAGGAAAGUCUGCAGAAAGCCCUGCGACGUGUCAGCCACCUGCAGGGAGACACCAACACUGUGGAGGCGCUCAGGGUGGCUCAGCGGCUCCUGACAGAGACAGAGGAGAGCGUACCAAAGAUACUGCUGUGGCUGACUGAUGGUGUGCAGCCCGGAGACGUGGACAAGCCCAUGACGGAGCUGAAGGCACAGGGAGUUUCUGUGUUAAUUGUAUCUACGGUACAUGGCGACUAUGGGGUGUUACAACGUGCAGUGACGCGUCCUCUGGAGUCCCACCUCUACUUUGUGGACAUCGAUAACAUCGACAUCAUCACAGAAAAUCUGAGGGAGGCCAUCAUUAAAAUUAUUCGUGCAGAACAGCUGCGCAUUGUUCGCUUGACUUCCCACAGUGUCGUGCUGCAGUGGUGUCCUGUUCUAAGAGCAGACAGUGGUUACUAUGAGCUCUGGUAUAACUCCGUGUUGAGAACAGACCCUGAGACCAGACUCACCCUCUCAGGCGACUCCAGCUCGGUGGAACUGACCAACCUGCGGCCUGAUACCACCUACACAGCGUAUCUCCACCCAGAGGCCAACCAGAAGCCGUUUAAUACACUGUCUGUUAACUUCACCACGCUUCCUGACGUUUUAAGCCCGGCAGUGGUCUCUGUGUCAGACUCUGGCCCUCAUCAGAUCCGUGUGAGCUGGGGUCCCCUGCAGCCGGCUCGGGUCCAGAGAUACACAGUGGAGUAUGGGGCUAUUCCAAGCGGACGCGUCCAGACUGUAAUAUUGCCCAGCCAGAGAAACUCUACCUUGCUUACAGGCCUGGAGUCAGGCACUCAGUACCUGGUUACAAUCAGCGCUCUGCAUAUGAAUGGGAAAGAAAUAGUCAUGUCAGUGAGGGCAUGCACUCAAGAGGCUUUGCCUGCCCUGGCUAAACUUCAGCUGACCCCAUUGGAGCAUCAGGAGGUGCAGGUAGUGUGGCAGGCCCAUCAGGACGACCUGAUAGGCUACUGGCUCAACUGGAAGAGAGGAAACUCCCACAGGUCCUCCUCCUCCUCCAUCUACCUGCCUCCUCAUUCUCGUUCCACACGGCUAACACAUCUUCCCCCAAACAGCCGAGUGUGCGUGUCUCCGGUCUACAGCUCGGGCCUAGGAGAUGGUUUAUGCUGCACUGCAGAGCGUCACACAGAUUCCAGCCAGUGGGGUUAACAACCAGAGUCUGCAGCAUAAAACAUGGAUGAAAUCAAGCAUUUUAAGCACUGGGUGCACUAGAAAACCUGUGCAGGACUGAAUUUUAUUUCUGAAGUUCAUCUUGUUCAUCGGUUUUCAUCUUGAAAUGAAUUACAGUGACUGAAAAGGCUUUAUUACAUCACCCCAGCCCUGUAUCCUCACAAUGGCUGAGUAAAUACUGAGCAUAAUUAAGUUAUUUUUUUUCUCCUGCAAAUGAAAAUAUCAAAAGCUUCAUAGGAAGGCUGUCCACCACAGCACCACACAUUUGUUCAAACAUAUUAGUUAGUCAGGAAUAUACACAGCUGCAGAGUAUGCGGAUAGGCAGCAUUCACAGUCUGAGGAAAUACUGUUACUGACUAUAAUUAUUUAUUAUUCUGAUUAAGAACCUGUAAUGUCAGCCUACUCUCAAAUUGUUCUGUUACAUAAUUAUAGCUGUAUUUACUUGAAAUUCUAUGGAAAUGCAUUUACCUUCCUACC
Molecule: messenger RNA, 2288 nt
Organism: Toxotes jaculatrix (banded archerfish)
Lineage: Eukaryota; Metazoa; Chordata; Actinopteri; Toxotidae
Product: von Willebrand factor A domain-containing protein 1-like
Exons: 6
Coding region: 321-1790 (489 amino acids)
Molecular function (GO): protein binding
Source: RefSeq, a predicted model, not a curated record